CCGAAUAGCCUAUCCGUUGGAUACCCGGACACGAACCCCCUCACCUUGAGUAACCGGGGCAUGGCGAUACUCAAGCUGUGCUAUCAGGCUGUUAAAGGCAUUCUUGUAUCGUUACCCCGAUUCUACUUCCUCUUGCAGUCCCCACGCCAAAUCCCACAAGCAUAAAGAGAACCCACCCCUCGCACCAACAAUCCAAGUGAAAGCCCAUACAACCAGCCCACCUCGCCUACAGAACGCACCUUCGAACUAUACAAGGCACACCGCACAAUGGAAGAACCCACCUACGACCCAAGCUGCCCCCUCGCAACCACCACCCUCGUCUACCAAUACAAACUAGUCAACUGCCCCGGCAAGACUAUCGUCGGCCUGCUCGUCGAAUACCCUCCCAACGGCGCCACGCCACCCCACCGACACGGCGGCGCGUCCGUGUCAGCCUACGUGCUCAAGGGCUCCGUGCUGUGCAAGAUGAACGACGACCCGAUGCGGACGAUCGAGCAGGGCGGGUCGUGGUACGAGGCGCCCGGGUGCCAUCAUCGGAUCAGCGCCAACGCCAGCACGACGGAGCCGGCGGCGUUCCUUGUGAACUUCGUGCUGGAGACGGAGGUGUUGGAGCGGGAGGGACCGGGGGUGUUGGUGCAGAUCGAUGAGGAGUAUAGGGGGGUUGUUGCGAGGAAGAUGCAGAUGGAGGCGUGA
Messenger RNA from Aspergillus japonicus CBS 114.51, 693 nucleotides. RefSeq names its product cupin domain-containing protein. The coding region runs from base 268 to 693 and encodes 141 amino acids. NCBI's taxonomy places the organism in Eukaryota, Fungi, Ascomycota, Eurotiomycetes, Eurotiales, Aspergillaceae. The record is from RefSeq and is a predicted model, not a curated record. The transcript is spliced from 2 exons.